AUGAGAUGCCGUUUCACGGCUGUUGGUGUAAAACUCGAAGGCGACGAAAGUGUUCGAAACCUGUUGAAGAUAAGCUGUGCUUCGUUUGUUUACUCGGUGGCUUUUACGGAUUACACGUCAUUGUACGUGUUUGAGGUCUGUCUCAGAAAUAACGACCAGACGUCGAUGCCUUCCAACGUGUGUUCAUCACUGUCAACACAGAUGCGCAAGUCAUUGGUGACAGUUUCGCCAACCGGAAACAAGAGCUCUGCCGUCCACGCCCCUCCCGGUCAGCCAGUAACGGUGUCCGAAGUUGGCUCUCGGUCGGUUGGCGAUCGUCUCUUUGAAGUCUGUCGCGAAUAUGUCUUGGCGUCGUUUUAUGUUCUGAUCUUUACGCUUUGCGUUGAGCGCGUUUCUUGUUCGACAUUGAUUCUCCCGGUGUUCGCUUUAGUUAUCGAACUUAGAAGCUGCUUUGGGACUGGUGAGCGUUUUCGAUUCAGAUGCUACGUUGAGAUGGCAAGACUAAAUAGUGGAAUUCGUGCCGGCAGCAAAUUCCAGUUUCCUGAGUCCGCGAAUUCGCCAAGGGACCCUGGAGCAGAGUUUCGACGAGAGAUCAGGAAUCUGCAGAAACAUGAUGGGUUUUUGGAAAAACUGAAUCGUUUCUUCGAAGGCGAAAUAUCGGAGUCGAAAGAACGUCUGAACACGGUGUUCGCGGAACUGAGGCAGCAGUUGGACGAACGGGAGAAGACUCUAAGGAACGCACUGGAAAAAUGCCACCAUGAUGGCAAUGCGUUUCUGCAGCAGCGACUACGAGUGUCACGCGAAUUUCAGAAGAACGCCGACGCACUCUCGGUUCGCGAUAUGAACGAGAUGUGUAGAAAUAUUAGACACUUCUUGACCGAACAGCAGUUGGAGUCGCAGCUUCGCACGGCGACGCGACUCGACUGCGACCCGAAGCCUCUUCUCGAUUCGAUCGCCUGUUUCGGGACAGUCACAGGUGCGCUUCAAGUUUUGGAGCCUAAGCAAGGAGCAAAGGUGGACGAUCUGGUGGCAACCGGAGCUGCGUACGAGAACGGAAUGACGACAGAGACGGACGCUACAGCAGCUGAAAACGUGGCAGCCCCUACGAAGACGAUUAAUCAAGUUGAAAUCGGUGGUAUCACUAUGCAGUCAGAUAGUCUAAACGCGGAACAGUUGAGCAGUUUGACACGACAGAUUCAGGAGGCUUUAAAACUUAAGGUAAAGUCGCUUCGAAUAUGGUUUGCAUCGUGUUGCUUUCACUGUCUUGCCAUCUUCAGGGUAUCACGGAAGAUAUUUUACCCGACGUGUCUGGUGCAUCCGGAUUGCUCUCCGCCCGUCGACGCUCACCGAUGUCCGGUGGACCAAACCGUGCUCGCGUCGGACGAGGUGCUGGUCGAGGGUAUACACGAGGCAGUCCAUCGAAGUUCAAUUAGGUUGUACGCUUUCAGCCGUGCGUUGAAGAUACCACCGUUUCCGUGA
Soboliphyme baturini is the source of this 1479-nucleotide messenger RNA. The record is from the annotation of a GenBank genome assembly. Lineage: Eukaryota; Metazoa; Nematoda; Enoplea; Dioctophymatida; Soboliphymatidae.